CGUCUCGCGAGAUUAUAGAUCCAGCAGCGGUUACCUGGCAACGCAGAGACUCCAACCGCAGCAACUCGUGCACCUGCAGCCAUGGAAGGGGACAGAGACGAAUUCUACCUGGAACACAUUACCAUCACUGAGGGAUCUGAAGAUGGCUACCAAUAUGAAGAGAUCCCACCUGAUGAUGACUUCAGCUUACCAGAUGGAGAUGAGGACCUUGUAAAAGCAGUGCAGACCAUUGAAGAACAGGCUGAAGAUCUUCAGUCACAGAGAUCUCCAGUCUCUUCUCAGCGAGCUGCAUCUCACAAACCUGAAGUGGUGGACGAUUUUCUGCGCAAUUUUCUGAUUAAAAUGGGGAUGAUGAAAACCUUGGAGUGCUUUCAAACAGAAUGGUAUGAAAUGAUGCAGAAAGGUCUCCUCCAGCCAGAAGCUGUUGGUUUCGUCCCAGAUGUUUAUGCUCACAACCAGAUGUUGGAUACCGAGAUAAAGAGUUUAAAAAAAGAAGUAGAGACGUACAAGCUGGCUGCAAGCAAGGCGAAAGAGUCGAUGAUAAAGCUGCAAAAAGAGCGUGAUUUCCACAGGAUGCAUCAUAAGCGUGUGGCCCAGGAGAAAAACAAACUUAUUAAUGACAUUAAACGACUGAAGGUUCAUUAUGCGUCUUAUGAGCCACUGCUGAGGCAGCUGCAUGAGAAGUACCAAACUGUUCUGCGACAGAAGAUGCUGACCAGCCUGGAGAGGGACCGAGCUGUUGGAGAGGUGACUGGUCUGCAAGCUACACUAAGGAAUUUUGAAUCUGGUCAUAAAAUUGAGCUUCCUGUGAAAAAAGAUGAAGUCAAACACAAGAAGGAAGAUGUUCCUUCCCAGAAAGCUAUUCAAGAGGCUCGAGAGAAGGAGCUCCUACAGGAAGGGGUUGCUUCAUAUAACCCAGAGAAGGACCCAAAUAACCUUGUAGGAAAGAGACAUCCAAAGGACUCAGAAUUCCCUCCUGAUACCAGAGUAAAUCCUCGUUUGGCUCAGCUGAAGGGGAAAAGUAGCCAUCUCCUGAAGACAAAUGGGUACAACCUGAGCAACACUCUGAAAGCACAUGAACUGGCAGUCAGCAGUGUGGCCCUACAUCCUCGUAAGGAAAUACUGGUGACAGCCAGUGAUGAUCGACUCUGGAAGAUGUGGUCUAUCCCCAGUGGAGAGAUAAUUAUGACUGGCGAAGGGCACACUGACUGGCUUUCAGGUUGCUGUUUCCAUCCAAAUGGCACCAAGCUAGCAACAUGUUCAGGUGACACAACUGUUCGGAUCUGGGAUUUUGCCAAGUCAGAGUGUAUCCUGACAUUGGAAGGGCAUACACAUGCAGUGUGGGGUUGCUCCUGGCAUACUUGUGGUGACUUCCUAGCUUCCUGUUCCUUGGACAACAACAGCAAGAUAUGGGAUCUUAACAGUGAGCGGUGUAGGUACACCAUGAGAGGCCAUGUGGACUCUGUCAACAGCAUUGAGUUUCUUCCAUACUCCAACAUUGUGCUCACCAGCUCUGCAGACAAGACUUUGUCCUUGUGGGAUGCUAGAAUGGGUGUGUGCGCUCAGACCUUCUACGGUCACCUCCAUUCCUGUAAUUGUGCCACAUUUAACAUGAAGGGAGACACCAUUGCAUCCUGUGAUUCUUAUGGCGUUCUGAAGCUGUGGGAUGUGCGUAAAGUGUCAGUGAUGCUCUCAAUUGAUGCAGGACCUCACCCAGGAAAUCAGGUGGCCUUUGAUCCAUCAGGUCAACUGGUGUCCCUGGCUAGCAAUGAUGGAACCGUCAAGAUUCUGGCAUUGACAUCUGGACAACUGACCAGCCUAGAAGGUCACGAAGAUGAUGCUCAGUGUGUGAUCUUUGAUCAUAAAGGGGAUUUUCUCAUCUCAGGAGGCUCUGAUGGCACCGUCAGAUUUUGGUCUUAAAGCAGAGCACAUUUUAAUGUAAUCUAAAAUACUGCAAGCAUGACUGCUGCUGGGAUUCUUAUGUUGCAAGCCAAACAUGAUUUAUCUUUGAGUAGUUUAAUAAAGAUUUAUUGGAAAGGUG
Rana temporaria (common frog) is the source of this 2041-nucleotide messenger RNA. RefSeq names its product sperm associated antigen 16 (gene SPAG16). Gene Ontology annotation, molecular function: protein binding. Gene Ontology annotation, biological process: axoneme assembly. Gene Ontology annotation, cellular component: axonemal central apparatus. Bases 82 to 1920 code for a protein of 612 amino acids. The transcript is spliced from 16 exons. The record is from RefSeq and is a predicted model, not a curated record. Lineage: Eukaryota; Metazoa; Chordata; Amphibia; Anura; Ranidae.